Lentinula edodes (shiitake mushroom) is the source of this 1235-nucleotide messenger RNA. RefSeq names its product 2,5-diketo-D-gluconic acid reductase. The transcript is spliced from 8 exons. Lineage: Eukaryota; Fungi; Basidiomycota; Agaricomycetes; Agaricales; Omphalotaceae. The record is from RefSeq and is a predicted model, not a curated record. Bases 155 to 1174 code for a protein of 339 amino acids. Gene Ontology annotation, cellular component: cytosol. Gene Ontology annotation, molecular function: oxidoreductase activity, acting on NAD(P)H as acceptor; aldose reductase (NADPH) activity.
CGAAGCUCGAGCUCGGGGCCUCGGGCCGACUGUUAUCUACUUCCGAGUCUCCCGAACAACUACCAAGUUUAGAAAGUUCUUAUUGCAACAUUAAACUCAUGUAAGACGCAAAGCUCGUAACCUGCUCUCAACCGCCUUCUUUCGGGGAGAGAAGAUGCCUCUUGAGCCCAUCCCGUUAAACGAUGGAAACAAGAUCCCAAGCAUUGCCUAUGGGACAGGGUCCAAGAUGAAGUUUCACGACAUCACACAAUACAUUGAACAAGCCAUCGAAACUGGGUUCUCGCACAUCGAUACCGCAGUAUUUUAUAAAACCGAGAAAUUUGUUGGGAGAGCUAUCAAGGAAAGCGGACUAGCGCGUUCGGAAUUAUUUGUCACGACCAAGUAUUUUGGAGAGGUGCCCGUUCAGAAGAGUGUUAGAGAGAGUUUGAAAAACCUCGGUCUGCAUUAUUUGGACCUAUACCUGAUCCAUCAACCUCGAAUCAUACCCAAUCUUGUCAAAACAUGGAAAGAGUUCGAGAAAGUACAGCAAGAUGGGUUGGCCAAAAGCAUCGGUGUCAGUAACGUUGUCGAUGUACAACAACUCGAGAACCUUCUCAAAUUUUCCAGAAUUAAACCUGCUGUGAAUCAGGUAAGUCCUUUGAUUAAUGCAGUGGAGAAUGUUAGAAGGAAGCGAUCCUUCGACCAUAACAUGACGGAUGGACGCAUACCUAAUAACGCUCUUCAGAUCCGAUUACAUCCGUACAACUAUCACGACAUGAAACCAGUCAUGGAUGCAUGUGCCAAGCAUAAUAUUGUAGUUGAAGCUUACAGCAGUCUCUCACCGAUAACUACAUAUCCAGGUGGACCCGUUGACGUGCCUCUCAAAGCUGCCGCUCAGCGAAUCGGUGCCACCCCGACUCAGGUAGUCUUCUUGUGGGUAAAAGCAAAGGGGGCGGUUAUUGUCACAACCACCACUACCAAAGCUCAUAUGGAAGAAUACCUUGCCGUAGCGGAUUUGCCUUCGCUAACUAAAGAGGAGGUUAUCGCUAUCGACACUGCAGGUGCUCAAGGGCCCCCGUCUGACAUUGUUACUAAACUACGUGCGACAAAUACCAAGGAAAAGAUUUUGGUAGCUCUGGUCGUAAUGAUGUUUGGGGUAUAUGGAUUGUCCAUGUUUGGACGGAUGUGUCAAUGAGGGCUACUACAUGGAGAACAUGCAGAAAUACGGGUAACAAACAAAAAUCUACAGAACAAUG